AUGGGAGUUCAGAAAGAUUUGACUUUGCCGGAUUUGAUCCGGGCUCGAAUGGACCGUCAAGUAGAGUUGGACAUGAACAUGAUGAAACGCUCCUCAAACGUCUGCCGAAUCGCUAACAUGUCCUACAGAUCUGCCGAACUUGUUUCUAAGAAUAUUCUGCGCGAUGAUCUUGCAAUUGAUGAUUUGAAAACUGGCUUGCGAAAGGUGGACGAUAGAUUGUAUGAUUUAUUGCACAGCGACACCCUUAAAGCAGCUGAAGCUUAUGCGAAGGAAAACCUUCAAGAAUCAAAGUGGACGAGCAAAUUGAGCGCUAUGGAAGGAGAAAUCGAAGCAAAGACAGGAAAAUCUGUUGGAAAUCUCAAGAAACAAUAUGGAUAUGUCUAA
This is a messenger RNA of Oikopleura dioica, 384 nucleotides long. The record is from the annotation of a GenBank genome assembly. NCBI's taxonomy places the organism in Eukaryota, Metazoa, Chordata, Appendicularia, Copelata, Oikopleuridae.